This is a messenger RNA of Rangifer tarandus platyrhynchus (Svalbard reindeer), 450 nucleotides long. Lineage: Eukaryota; Metazoa; Chordata; Mammalia; Artiodactyla; Cervidae. The record is from the annotation of a GenBank genome assembly.
AUGGCGCGUCCCAGCCUCCUGCUGCCGAUGGCCCUGGCCUUGCUCGCAUUCUGCCUCCUGGCGCUGCCCCGCGACGCCCGGGCCCGGCCGGGGGACCGCAAGGUCGGAGAACUGCAGGAGUUGUCACCCAGCGACCCGCAGGUGCAGAAGGCGGCGCAGGCGGCCGUGGCCAACUACAACAUGGGCAGCAACAGCGACUACUACUACCGCGACAUCACCGUCCUCCGGGCCCACAGCCAGCUGGUGGCGGGCAUCAAGUACUACCUGACCGUGGACAUGGGGAGCACGGCCUGCCGGAAGAGUGCCGUGGCUGGAGACCACGUAGACCUCACCACCUGCCCCCUGGCCGCAGAAGCAGAACAGGAGAAGCUGCGCUGUGACUUUGAGAUCCUUGUGGUUCCCUGGAAGAACUCCUCCCAGCUUCUAAAGCACGACUGUGUGUCCCUGUAG